Messenger RNA from Engraulis encrasicolus (European anchovy), 2270 nucleotides. RefSeq names its product complement C1q-like protein 4. Lineage: Eukaryota; Metazoa; Chordata; Actinopteri; Clupeiformes; Engraulidae. The record is from RefSeq and is a predicted model, not a curated record. The transcript has a single exon. Bases 8 to 745 code for a protein of 245 amino acids. Gene Ontology annotation, molecular function: protein binding.
UUGCAAGAUGAAGGCUGCCAUCUCACUGCUGGUGCUGCUGCUCUCCAUGUGUGGAGUUCAGACAGAGAGCCACGGCACUGACUUCUCUACUGAGCUGAAGGAACUCAGACACAUGGCGGUGGAGCUGAGAGCAGAUAAUGUAGCUGUGAAAGAAAGGCUGGCAGCCAGUGAGAGUAAGGUGGAAGCUCUGGAGGAUGAAAAUAAAGCAGUGAAAGAAAGACUGGCAGCCAGUGAGAGUAAGGUGGAGGCUCUGGAGAGGGCGCUACAGGACACCAAAACAGAAAUGAAGACGGAGGUGGCAGCCAAUGAGACGGCCGUGGAGAAGGAGAUCAGAGCAGCACCCAAGGUGGCCUUCUCAGCAGGUCUGGGCAGAGGGUUCACAACGGCUGGGAGUAAUCACAUGGACUUAGUGUUCAGUAGAGUCAUCACCAAUGUAGGAGAGGCCUACAGCAACACAACUGGCUUCUUCACAUCUCCAGUCAGGGGGGUCUACUACUUCAGGUUCACUGUUAUGGAUUCUGUAAAAUCAUACAGAAUGGGUAUCAGGAUGCAUAAGAAUGGAGAGAAGCUCAUGUGGCAUAGUGAGUAUGGCACUGAUGAACAUAAUAUCUAUCUGUCCGGUGGCCUGACUCUGCAGCUGGAGAUGGGAGACACAGUAAACAUGGCGCUAGAAAGAGGACGCAGGCUCUAUGAUGAUGCUGACAACCUCUGCACCUUCAGUGGCUUCCUGCUCUUCUCUCUCUGAACUAGAGCAUGAUACGGGAGUGGAUUUUCACUCCCGUCCCAUCCCGGUCCCAAAAAAAAAAAUCCCAUCCCGUCCCAUCCCGGACUGGAGUAAAAGAAACAAAUCCCAUCCCGUCCACUCCUGAAAAGAAUGUUUCCCAAUCCUGCCCACUCCCACUCAAAAUCAACCCCACUUCCGUUUUAUAGGCUUUUUUAAUGAAAAAAAAAGCGAGCAUUCCCGCUCUCAUUCAUUUUUAUUACCGUUCCUGCCCGCUCCCAUUCAUCUUUAUUCCCACUCUUGCCCGCUCCUGUUCAUCUUUAAAAUUUUGACUCCCAUCCCGCGGGAAUCCUGCAGGACACGCGGGACCCACGGGAAUUCCUGAAAAAUGUCAUCCUCUACUCCAGUGGUUCUUAACCUUUUUUUCUGAACGCACGCACUUAGCUGUUCCCAAGACUAGCCGCGCACCCCCAUCCCAAAUGUCUACACGUGUAUACGCACCAAAUUCUUUCAAGAGACAUUAGUGAAGACAUUAAUGAAUACUUUAAUGAAAACAUGUUUAAAUUUGGUCUUAAUUUGGCCUAAUUAUAAAGUUUGGAAGCAGAAUUUUGGUCACAACCUCAACACAUACAAAAUUCCGUGCACCCCCUGAAAUCUCUGGGGCACCCCCUGGGGGUGCCCGCAUCCCAGGUUAAGAACUAAAAAUGUCAUCCUCUACUCCAGGGGUCAGGAACCUAUGGCUCUAGAGCCACAUGUGGCUCUUUUGGGAACUGUAUAUGGCUCUUACUUAUCCAGGGAUGGUUGCCAACCAUCCCUUGAAAUAUGGAAUCGUCCAGUAUUCAUAAAUAAAAGUGUGGGUUCCAUAUUGAGUUGAAACGGGACAAGGGAGGUUAAAAAGUGUUAAAAUGCAGGAAAUUACAUAAAAAGAAAAUACAAAAUUCUCCCAGACCUUCACCAUAAUGAAGUUGACAGUGGGCAACCCUUUACUUUUACUCACCUGUUAUCAAUAAAAGCAAUAACUUGACAGUACACUCUAAAAUUGUUGGGCUUAAUUGAAAUACAUGCUUUUGAUUUAGUGUUUUUAAAAUGGUAUGGCUCUCAUGAAAAUUUCCUUUAAAAAAAAUGUGGCGUUCAUGGCUCUCUCCACCAACAAGGUUCCUGACCACUCCUCUACUCUGAACGCCAAAAGAUCACCAUGUCGACUCACCAUUCAUUUUGGAGAUUAUUUGAUAGAGAAAUGAUCACAAUCAUCCUCAUUUGAUGGAGAAAUGAUCACAAUCAUCCUCAUUUGAUAGAGAAAUGAUCACAAUCAUCUUCAUUUUGGAGAUUAUUUGAUCACAAUCAUCCUCAUUUGAUAGAGAAAUGAUCACAAUCAUCCUGAUUUGAUAGAGAAAUGAUCACAAUCAUCUUCAUUUGAUAGAGAAAUGAUCACAAUCAUCCUCAUUUUGGAGAUCAUUUGAUAGAGAAAUGAUCAAAAUCAUCCUCAUUUGUUUGAAAAAAUGAUAAAUGUGCAUCCUUCAUCCUUGUCAUGAUCAAAUAAAUCUCUUUA